Messenger RNA from Coregonus sp. 'balchen', 21662 nucleotides. NCBI's taxonomy places the organism in Eukaryota, Metazoa, Chordata, Actinopteri, Salmoniformes, Salmonidae. The record is from the annotation of a GenBank genome assembly.
AUGAGACGACACACAACAUAUGAUGAUGAAGACCUGCGAGAUGCUACCAGGAGGAAAGGAGAGAAGGUAAAUAAUCGUUUUAGUCAAUUCUUGCACAUGCAUUUCAAUAGGUAUUGGCAAUGUGACUAUUUACAUUUGGUGAUUCAUUUAUUUGCCGAUACCUUCCUGACUGGCAUACUUAUGUUUACAUAGCCAGCCUGCUCUGAAAAUGACGUUAGCUAAUCUGACGACGUAAAUUAGCUAGUUACUAGGAAACUGACCUACUGCUAAAAUAUGUGGACUUGAUUUUUUAUAUAAUGUUUUUACAAGUUUAAUUCAAUGUAACGGGUAUGACAACCAACUAAACUGUCUGACCUACCACAUGCAUGCACAUCCACAUCCAAGCAUUCCUCACCAAUUCUCUCAAUUACCAAACUUCACGUUUUAUUUUGAAGAUACAUAUAUUAUACAUUUUUAAAGUUAGGAAAAUAGUGUGGUUUGCCAAGUGGAUUCUUCUCUUCCAUGCGCUGGCAGUCAAAAUACAGAACAGAGAACUGAUUGUAUGAUUGAGUUUCUUCCCUGUAUUUUCGACAUGCAAAACUCAGGCACAGCUAACUCUCUCAGUUACUAUUUACUACUACACACCCCAGUUUAGCCCCAUUAGCUGUUGUCAAGGCAGCAGCUACUCUUCCUGGGGAACACUGAAAUAAAACAUUGCAUCAUACAAAGCAUUGUGCAUCAUACAAAUCCACAUUCCCACCACUACAUCACAACUGUACAUACACAUUUACUUUGCGCCACUACUACAUUACAGUUUGGGAGAGAGUUCCAUGUAGUCAUGGCUCUAUAUAGUACUGUGCGUUUCCUAGCCUCUGUUCUGGACCUGGGGACUGUGAAGAGACCCCUGGUAGCAUGUCUUGUGGGGUAUGUAUGGGUGUUUGAGCUGUUUAUUAACUUAUUGAACAGAUAGUUUGGUACUUUCAAUACCUCAAUACCACUGGCGUAACACAGUUUCUCUGGACCCCCACCGUCACCCUCCCUAAAUCAUCCCGAGUGGCGCAGUGGUCUAAGGCGCUGCAUCGCAGUGCUAACUGUGCCACUAGAGAUCCUGGUUCGAAUCCAGGCUCUGUCGCAGCCGGUCGUGACCGGGAGACUCAUGGGCGGCGCACAAAUUGGCCCAGCGUCGGGUAGGGGAGGGAAUGGCCGGCAGGGAUGUAGCUCAGUUGAUAGAGCAUGGCGUUUGCAACGCCAGGGUUGUGGGUUCGAUUCCCACGGGGGGCCAGUAUAAAAAAUAUAUAUGUAUUCACUAACUGUAAGUCGCUCUGGAUAAGAGCGUCUGCUAAAUGACUAAAAUGUAAAUGUAAAUGUAAAUAAACUGAUGGCUGUCCAUGGUGCUGAAAUUGUGACCUGUCUAUGCGGCUGCAUGCCAAAUGAAUCGAUGAUAGGCUUUCUGUGGUGCAAGGGCAUGUAUAGCUUUGCUUUGGCUAAUGAAUAAAUGUUUAUUGGUAUUUGGUAGUCAUUUUCUCAUUUUAAGCCUAACAUUUCACUAAGCUUUACAUGGUGUCGUAAUGCUGCCAUUUUUUAGACAGCUGGCUGGUGGCAAUAAUGUAAUUACUUGUUCAGUAAUUAAAGUAAGGAAUUCUAACAUUGCCAAUUGUAAAAUAAUGUUUUUAAGCAACAGCAUACUAAAUCAGCUACCAUUGGAUUUUUUAUAAUAUACAACUGUCCUGUAUAGGCUACCUGAACCUGCAUGACAUGAGCCGUCCUCGUGCUCUCUCCCAGCUUGGAUAGAACGUUGUUGUGCGUAAAACCAGUCUAUAAUAUAGUCAGUCCACCCUCAAAACACUAGCUUACUAGGGAUUGUUUCAUUAUUCAGUGUACUAUCUAUAGCUAUAUACCGUAUUUAGCUUCUAUUUAGCUGCUUUUUAUAACAAUUAAACAUCAAAUAGCCUAACAAUUAGGAAAAAAGUAGUUGGCUUGAGGAUAAAUUCAGCCACUAUUUAUUGUUGAACUCAGCGGGUUGUCUGGCUAAUAGCCUACACAAAUGGGCUGUAAUAGUCAAGGUAAAUUUAAAUCAAAUCGAAUCCAACUUGAGAGAGUCCCCUGGUCUCCUGAAGUCCUCCUUUUUUUGUGUGCAAAUCUUUUCACCAUGGGCUGUAGGUCCAGGUUGCGGGCCCGACUGUUUUCUAUACGGAGUAUUGCCAACCCAGACAGUCUUUCCUGAGACAUGGUGCAUUAUAGGCCUACAGUGAGGGGGGAAAGUAUUUGAUCCCCUGCUGCUUUUGUACAUUUGCACACUGACAAAGACAUGAUCAGUCUAUACUUUUAAUGGUAGGUUUAUUUGAACAGUGAGAGACAGAAUAACAAACAAAAAAAUCCAGAAAAAAGCAUGUCAAAAAUGUUAUAAAUUGAUUUGCAUUUUAAUGAGGGAAAUAAGUAUUUGACCCCCUCUCAAUCAGAAAGAUUACUGGCUCCCAGGUGUCUUUAUUUCAGGUAACGAGCUGAGAUUAGGAGCACACUCUUAAAGGGAGUGCUCCUAAUCUCAGCUUGUUACCUGUAUAAAAGACACCUGUCCACAGAAGUAAUCAAUCAAUCAGAUUCCAAACUCUCCACCAUGGCCAAGACCAAAGAGCUCUCCAAGGAUGUCAGGGACAAGAUGAAGGCUAUUCCAUGCGAGAAAUUGCCAAGAAACUGAAGAUCUCGUACAACUCUGUGUACUACUCCCUUCACAGAACAGCGCAAACUGGCUCUAACUAGAAUAGAACGAGGAGUGGGAGGCCCCGGUGCACAACUGAGCAAGAGGACAAAUACAUUAGUGUCUAGUUUGAGAAACAUAUGCCUUACAGGUCCUCAACUGGCAGCUUCAUUAAAUAGUACCCGCAAAACAUAUCUGGAGCAUCAGCAAUUGUCUCAAAACACCAGUCUCAACGUCAACAGUGAAGAGGCGACUCCGGGAUGCUGACCUUCUAGGCAGAGUUGCAAAGAAAAAGCCAUAUCUCAGACUGCCCAUCUAAAAUAUUUUAUUUUUAUUGGCCAGUCUGAGAUAUGGCUUUUUCUUUGCAACUCUGCCUAGAAGGUCAGCAUCCCGGAGUCGCCUCUUCACUGUUGACGUUGAGACUGGUGUUUUGAGACAAUUGCUGAUGCUCCAGAUACUCAACUAGUCUCAAGAAGGCCAGUUUUAUUGCUUCUUUAAUCAGUACAACUGUUUUCAGCUGUGUUAACAUAAUUGCAAAAGGGUUUUCUAAUGAUCAAUUAGCCUUUUAAAAUGAUAAACUUGGAUUAGCAAACACAACGUGCCAUUGGAACACAGGACUGAUGGUUGCUGAUAAUGGGCCUCUGUACGCCUAUGUAGAUAUUCCAUUAAAAAUCAGCCGUGUCCAGCUACAAUAGCCAUUUACAACAUUAACAAUGUCUACACUGUAUUUCUGAUCAAUUUGAUGUUAUUUUAAUGGACUAAAAAAAUUGCUUUUCUUUAGAAAAUAAAGACAUUUCUAAGUGACCCCAAACUUUUGAACGGUAGUGUGUGUGUGUAUAUAUAUAUAUAUACACACACACACACACACACACACACACACACAAGGCCUGAGGCACUUUUUCAUUCACAUUCCUGAAGCCCAACAAACAAACACUUUUGCUUCCUAGUACAUACCUAUGGAAAUUAAAAAUGUUAAUAUGAAAUACUUUUUUGAUGGAUACUGUCAAAAUGAUUGCUUAAAUUAAAGAAAAUAGACAGACUACUUUGAGCCAGGAGAGACUGACAUACAUGUUGUUGAUGUUAGCCCUCCUUGUACAUUUAAGGGCCAGACAUGCUACUCUGUUCUGGGCCAACUGUACUUUGCCUAUGUCCUUCUUUUCAGCACUUGACCAUAUAACUGGUAUGAAUCGUAUCAACCUUCAUCCAUUUUUAAGGUAUAAAGCAAGCAGCUGUCUCAGUGGAUGGUUAACCAUUGAUAUUCUCUCAUGUCUCCUGUUAGGUUCCUGAUGAUAAACUACACGAAUCCACCAUUUACUCAUUCAGGACACAGGAGCAGGACACCGCAGCCACGGGCUUCCAGCGCUUCCUCAAUGUCCUCAACAAAGGGGUGGACAUCAACAAGUUCUCAAAGAUUGUCAACAACGUGAAUGAAUUACCCCCUAUGCAGGAGGGCCAUCCAAAGACUACCUACAGGAGUGAGAAUAAGGGGGCCCCAGCACAGAGCUCUCAGGAUUGCUUGGGUCCCCACAGUAGAGCUCUGCCACAGGACCACAGUCACUCACACAUUCGUGGAGAAAGGAGGCCGGGUCUCCCACACGGCCAGCUCCAGAGCCUGCUGGAGUCCAUCGGGCUAGACCUGGGGGUGGAGGAGUUGGGCCGACUGUCAGACCGGACCAAGGAGAGGCUGUACGGGAUGAAGAGAGACCAGGAGAGGAGUCCCUUGACGUCAGACAGAUCCAGCCCCUUCCCCCUUCGCCACCAGCACUCAAAUCUGACCUUUGAUUACAGCCAUUUUAGUACCAGAGACUGGGAUAGAGAGGGAGACAGAGACAACUCUGAUAGAGACCGAGACAAAUAUAUGAGAGACAGGGAGGGAGACAGGAAUAGGCACUCUAGUACUAGAGACUGGGACAGAGAACGAGACGAGGACACAGAGAGGGACGAAUCUAAGAGAAACAGAGACCGGGACAGAGACUGGGCCAGUUCUGAGAGAGACCGAGAGAGAGACGGGGACAAAUCUGAGAGAGAGAGGGACAGGCGCUCAAGUACCAGAGACAGGCACUCUGGUACCAGGGACAAGCGCUCUGGUACCAGAGACAAGGACAGGCACUCAGGUGCCAGAGACAGCGACAGGGACAGGCGCUCUAGUACCAGGGACAGCGAGAGAGACAGGCACUCUGGUACCAGGGACAGGCGCUCUAGUACCAGGGACAGAGACGGGGACAGGGACAGGCGCUCUAGUACCAGGGACAGAGACAGGCGCUCUAGUACCAGGGACAGGGACAGGCGCUCUAGUACCAGAGACAGGGACAGGCGCUCUAGUACCAGGGACAGGCGCUCUAGUACCAGGGACAGAGACAGGCGCUCUAGUACCAGGGACAGAGACAGGGACAGGCGCUCUAGUAACAGGGACAGGCGCUCUAGUACCAGAGACAGGGACAGGCGCUCUAGUACCAGAGACAGGGACAGGCGCUCUAGUAACAGGGACAGGCUCUCUAGUGCUAGGGACAGAGACAGGCGCUGUAGUACCAGGGACUGGCACAGAGAUGGCGACUGGGACGAAGAAAGCGACAGGGAUAGGUAUAGGGACAAGUCCAGGGAAAGCUCUGUUGAGCUCAACACAUACUCCAAGGACCCUAUGUAUCCUUUUUCCCACCCUCCUAAUGCAUCUAUGAUGGCAACCUUCUCCACCACCCAGUUCUCUCUGUAUACCAGCAGCCCCUACGCCAAUGCCUUCCCUCCAGGUUGGGGUUAUCCCCCUGGCAUUAUGCCCCCUGGUACCAUGCACCCUGGUAUUAUGCCCCCUGGUAUUAUGCCCCCUAGCCGCAUGCCCCCUGGUAUUAUGCCCCCUGGUACCAUGCCCCCAAACCUUAUGCCCCCUGGUAUCAUGCCCCCUCCCCCUGGUAUCAUGCCCCCUCCCCCUGGUAUUAUGCCCCCUGGUACCAUACCCCCUGGUAUUAUGCCCCCUCCCCCUGGUACCAUGCCCCCUGGUACCAUGCCCCCUGGUAACAUGCCCCCUGGUACCAUGCCUCCCUUCCCAUACCCCCCCCCUGGGUAUCUACCUUACCCCAGCGCCCCACCGCAUUACUCUAAUAGCACAGCAGCCUUAAGCCAGACAUACACAUACACCCAGCCUACUAGCAACCUCCAGCGCUCAUCUACCCAGCCUGCCAGAAACCACCAGUUAACAUAUAUCCCGCUCACAAACAACCAGCCCACUGGCACCCUCCAGCAGCUAAACACCAAGUCCACUGGCAACCUGCUCCAGCUCAUGAACCUCCAACUCCCAAAAAGCAAGCCCGCUAGCACCCGCCAGCUUACAUACAUCCAGCCAGCUAGCAACCCCCAGGUCACAUCUACCAAGCCUGGUGGGACCCGCCAGCUUACAUACAUCCAGCCCGCUAGCAACCCCCAGGUCACAUCUACCAAGCCCGCUAGCACCCGCCAGCUUACAUACAUCCAGCCUGCUAGCAACCCACAGGUCACAUCUACCCAGCCCGAUAGCGAACUCAAGUUCACAAACUCGGCUGUACUCACGCCAGCACUGAAAGUGUUGACCCCAGACCCAAUCUCCUUGAGCAAGGCCCAACAACUGAAGGAGCCGUCACACCCCCGCUGUCUGCAGUACGUUAAGACGGUGGUGCCCAAGGGCGGCAACCGCCGCGUAAGACGGCUCACCAAGUCAAGAGUCAAGAGAAACAGCCAGGCGUUUGGAGAAAGGUGUAAGAAAUACAGGAAAGAGGUUCUGAGAAAGAGGAGAAUAUAUCGAGAUCUCCAAGAGAAGAGAGAUGGACUGAUUGCAAGAGCUGCAGCGAAGGUGGCCGCUCAGGUGGCUGCAAAGUAUCCCAGGGCCCUCUCUGAAGCGGAAGCAGAGAGCGAUGUUGAAGGGGACAAAAAACCAAUGCCAGAAGAAGCGAUUAAGGGGAAACUAAAGAAAAAGGUUUGUGUAAUUACUUCUGGAAGUACAGUAUUAUCUUUGGUAUGAAAGACCUUUGCUUACUUUUAUGCUGUUCUCACUUUGUCAUUAUUGCUUGUCUUUUUACUAAUGAUAUUAUACACCAUUCAGUCAUAUUUGUAUUGACAUGCGAGUGUAUACCCUUUCUCAGCUUGAAGAGUUCAACCUGAAGAUGAAGCGGAAAUCGACACAACAAACACCAACAUAAACUCAAAGGCAGUUUGUUGUAAGUAAAAGCAGUAUAAAUACUCCAUCUAUUUCAGAAUGCGUAUUCACUCCACUUUGGUGAAUUUUGGAAAAUGGAGUUAAGUUAAUGAGCCUGGAAUAUUUUAUUAGGGUCAGUUAUGCAAUGAUUCUCUUAUCAAAUCAAGAAUGAUUGUUUUUCUAUCAUAGCGAGUCAUUGGUCUGAACGCUUUCUCUUUUCUGCAGAUCUUCACUGGGCAUCAUGAGCUCAUCUCCCACUAGACUAGAACCUUCUGCUGACCCAUCCAGACCCUAUGGACAUCAGUUGGCUUACAUUCUUAGCUAGCAACCAUUUAUAGAUUUGUAAUGACACUAGCAAAGGAUUUGUUAUCAUCCUUUAAGACUACAUAUUGAAGAUUUUUUUUCAGUGUAUGUUCAGAUUGGAUUUAUCUGUACUAGCAUGGGUACGGCCAGGGGCUUUUCUUGACGACUUGAUCUGACUAGCAAAAAUGAUUGCCUAUAUAGGCUUUAAUUAGGGCCUGAAGGUUUUCCUAGGCUGGUCAUUUGGUCAGGAAAAACUCCUAACCCAUUUCUGUGGAUCCUCUUUCACUGUGUAUAUAUACAAAUAAAUAGUUAUUUUAUUUCUUUCUUUUUCUCAAUAAAAAGUAACUUCAAUAUGGAAGUCAUGCUGAUGCUCGUCACUAUGCUUCACACUCCAUCCUGUUGGGGCAGUAUUGGAAUUUCAAUCAUAAGAAGGUGAAAAAAUUAUACUACAGAAGCAGGUACAGCAGAAAAAUACAAUACUUUUUGUCUUUGGCUAGCUAGAUAGUUGCUUUUGUACUAGCUAAUGUAUAUAUUUUUAUGCAAUUGUAUUUCAAGUCAAGCACUCUGUCAGUCUUUGGUAGCGUGCGUGGAACUUGCUUGACGCCUCAAAAUCCAAAAUGACAUAGCGAACAUAAUGAGAUGGUACCAUCUUUCAGGCCUAAGACAAGAGCGCGGGUGAGGUUGCAGACGGGAGGUAAACAAUCGUUUUAUAGUCACUGCUUGCACAUUAUUUUAAAGAAUAAGGUAAUGUGUUUGGUUAUGAUAAAAAAAAAAGAAAAGGGCUAUAUGCUUCUGUCACGCUCACAGCCUGUUCUGAAAAUGACAUAGCUAAAAGCAAACGUUAGCUACCUAGCUUAGUAGCAGAGGUUCUGCAUCAGAUUCAUGCAGCUUUGGUAUUCUGAUCAUAGUUAUGAUCAUGGAAUUCUGAACGCGUCAUGCAUCUACACCUACAUUUAAGUGUCCGGAUUCCCUUUUCCUACGCUAUAUUCAAAUGCAAGUAUGCAUUCUACAAACGGUGGAAUAGGCAACAUGAUAACACAACAACUAAUUACUGAAGCUAGCUAAAGGGAUUGCAAACAAGUUAGCAUAACUCUAGCCAAACAAAAAAUAGCUGUGUAGCAUUUAUGUGGCAAGUAAUCACGUUCCUCACAUGCUAGGAACGUAUUUCCUCCAACGUUAUAAUGAAAAAGUGCCCGUCGGCCCCAAAACACAAAUUUUAUGGAGACUGUGGUAGGAGUGCUGAUGACGUCGCCCACUGUAUGCGCUUUCGGUAACCUGAUUGCGUCCAGACUGAGGUCCGCAAUGCAGCCCUGACCACGUCCUGAAGUGGUCAGCCAGAUCUGAACACAAUCAAACCACAAAGCGAAUUUUGUGCGUCUAGACCCGUCUUCCCAACGCGAUCUUCGUAUUCUAAUCGCCAGGGGCGCAACUUUGCUUUUAGAAGUGAGGGGGGAUAUAACCUGGCGGGGGGUCCUCCCUCAGAAUUUUUUGGGACAUCUAAAACUCAUUUCCUGCAUUUCUACACAAUCUAAUACGACCCUUUUGGGGUCAUUUUGUGGUCACUUAUUGUAAAUAAUAAUAGAAUACAAUAUCGACACGAUACAUUAUUUACCAAUUCAUUUCUAUUGGGCACAAAAUAAUCUGAAACAAACAGCAAAUGCAUCCAACAAAUGUGUAGAGUCACAAGCUUGAUGUAGUCAUUGCGUGCUAUGAAUGUGGGGACCAAAUACUUCACUUUUUACUACUUUAAUACACAUAAGUGAAUGAAGAAGUCUUUUGGUCCCCUAAAAUGGGGGGACUAUGUACAAAAAGGGUUGUCAUUUCUAAACAGUUCACCCGAUAUGGAUAAAAAAUAACCUCAAAUGAAUGCUGACAGUCUGCACUUUAACUUCAUAGUCAUUGUUUGAUUUAAAAUCCAAACUUUUGGAGUAUAGAGCCAAAAGAAGAAAAAAUGCUUCACUGUCCCAAUAAUUACUGUAAUACUUAUCUUCUGACAUAUUUUCAUUUUUAUAAGCGAAUUCAUACUUUCUAAUCUUUUGGUUUGCUAAAGACGCGACCCCGUCGUUCAUUUCGAUUAGUUUGAUAUUUACAGAGCGUCCAACCCACUCAUGUUCUGUUGCCAUGCUCUGUGGCAACGUUCUUAUCCCUUGCUUGCUGCUAGCUAGCCAACUAGCUACGGCUACACAGUCACUAUUUGUACCGGUAAAUGUGUGCUUUCAUAUUGUUUUCAUUGGCAGCUGUGGUAUAAGCAGGAUAAACGCCUCCGUUCUGUACAUUACCUUGGAAAAAGGAACUCCGCAAAGAGACUCGGCUCCACCUCGUCCCGCUGCAUUGUCCAUUAUUUCCAAGGUAAUGUACAGAACGCUGCAAUUAUCCCUUAAACGUAUACCACGGUAGACAACAUUUAUUUUGCUCUCUAAUUACUUGGUAACCAGUUAUAAUAUCACACGGCACUUUUGGGUUUGUGUAUAUGGCCAUAUACCUUUCUAAGGCGUAUCCCGGCACUCCCAUUGCGUUGUGCUUUAUAACAGCCCUUAAACCAUAUACAGUGCCUUCGUAAAGUAUUCAGACCCUUGACCUUUUCCACAUUUUGUUAUGUUACAGCCUAUUCUAAAUGAUUAUAAAAUUCCUCAUCAUCUACCAAAUGACCCCCCCCCCCCCCCCACCCCCAAAACAUUUAAUAGUAUUCAACCCUUGCUAUGAGACUCGAAUCAACAGUGAUCCUGUUUCCAUUGAUCAACAUGAAUGACCGAUUGAGUCCAUUGGCAAAUUCUUAAUUGGAAAGGACAACCUGGAAAGUCCACAGUUUGGAACAAAACCAAGCCUGAGGUCGAAGACUCUUCCUAGAGCUGGCCACCCGGCCAAACUGAGCAAUCGGGGGAGAAGGGCCUUGGUCAGGGAGGUGACCAAGAACUCGAUGGUCACUCUGACAAAUAAAAAUAUUCUUAUCCAUAAUAAUGUCAUCAUGUAGACUAGCCUACCAGCACAGCCUACCUGCUGUAUCUGUGAGCUGUUGGCUAGAGUGCAUGUGCCAAAACCAGAGUGGGCACAUUUGCUAUUUUACUCAACAGUUUUUGUGCCAAAACUAUCGGUAGAGUUGAAAAUGCGAUAACUUUUCAUGUACUGAAUUCUAAGUGAAAAAGUACAUUUUGUGUCCACUAUAUCAUCACGCACUGAUUUUUGUCCUCAACAAGUCCAUUUGGUGGAAACACACCACUGGUGGGAAAAUGCGCAUAUUUUCUUUAUGCGGAUUCUAGAAUAUUUGCAUAAAUCUGUCUCAAAUUGGAUGGCAACCUAGCUAGUGACUGACAUUAUUGACGUCGUUUGUGGUGAUGUCAAAAUGAGGGGUGUUAUACAAAACCGUAGUCAGCGAUUAUAUCAUUUCUAACCAAUCAGAGUAUCAAAGCCAAUAACGCAUUUUCAAAUGUGUUCUGGCCCAACCGAUCGGUUUCUGGGACCAAUCAGAACGGUUAGAAUGUGUUUGCAUUCUAGAAAUCGUCGGGGAGGUACAUAGAUCCAGACGGUCGUCACUAGUGACCACAGCCACAAAAGAAACCCUGCUUAUUUCAAAAAUGUAUUUAAAUCUUUAAACCUAACCACACUGCUAACCUCAUGCCUAACCUUAAAUUAAGACCAAACAGCUUGUUUUAGUUUUCUUGAAUUUUUACGAUAUAGCCAAUUUUGACUUUGUGGCUGUGGUAACUAGUGACAACCGAUCCAGACUCGUUGCAGAUAAAUAAAUUAACGUCCUUGGGCAUAGCGUUUGGCAGGAGCAAGGAGUUUGGGCAGCCAGGCAACCUAGCACAACAUCUAGCCUACAUUAACCUCACCACUGUCUUCUUACAUUUUUAUUUUGUGCUGCAGUGAUCCUGAAGAGUCUUCCCAGUUCAGGCACGCUGGAAGACAACAUACCCAAUGGAUCCAGAGAGGUACAGUCGGCGGUUGCAGUAUGGAGAAGCUAGUGGGGGUUGGGAGGAGUAUGGUGCCUCUGAUACGAGCUACAUCCUGGAUCCAUCAUCCAGAGAGUGCAGCAAAGGCUCAUUGAGGGGUAGCGGUGCUCCCUUCUCCCCAGACACAGAUGAUGGAGAUCCUGUGGAGCCCAGUGUGGAGGACAUGGAGCUCGCUCGUAAGAAGAAGGAGCUGGAGGUCAUAGAGGAACAGAUAGCUCGCAAGAAAGCUAUUCUUGCUAUGCGAGAGCUUAAACACAGCGCUAAGGACAUGCCUAAAUCACAGAUUGCGUCCGCAACAGCGACUGGCAUGUCUAAACAGACCAAGGUGAACAAUACAAUAAUCAAAACAUAUAACAAUGUCGCGGACAAGUCGUCACGCAUACCUCUUAAACGGAGGGUGCUGGACAUUGUGAGUAAGCUCAGAAGAACACCGGUAUGUUACCUACAUCGUAAGGUAUGUACCUAUUAGUUCUGUAUUUAUUGAUCACAGUUGGGGUCAAUUCUGAAUUUAGUUUGGGGAUUUGAAUUGAAUUGGCCACACACCACAGGAAGCAGAAUUGAAUUUGAAUUAAAGGGAUAGUUCAUGCAAAAUCUAGAUUUGGGUCAAAUUCCCCUUUCAGUUGUCUGUAGAAUUCAAUGAAAUUCAAAUAGAUAAUUUAUUCCAUACAUCAUUAUUCAUGUUGACAUCAUGCAUGGUUACCAAUACUAUGUUUGACAUGUUCUAGCCCUACAAGCUCGUCGUCAUGUAUACGCAGCCGGCCGCGACCGGGAGACUCAUGGGCGGCGCACAAUUGGCCCAGCGUCGUCCAGGGUAGGGGAGGGAAUGGCCGGUAGGGAUGUAGCUCAGUUGAUAGAGCAUGGCGUUUGCAACUCCAGGGUUGUGGGUUCGAUUCCCACGGGGGGCCAGUAUAAAAAAUUUAUAUAUAUAUAUAUAUAUAUAUAUAUAUAUAUAUAUAUAUAUAUAUAUUCACUAACUGUAAGUCGCUCUGGAUAAGAGCGUCUGCUAAAUGACUAAAAUGUAAAAUGUAAAUGUACAGUGGGGGAAAAAAGUAUUUAGUCAGCCACCAAUUGUGCAUGUUCUCCCACUUAAAAAUAUGAGAGAGGCCUGUAAUUUUCAUCAUAGGUACACGUCAACUAUGACAGACAAAUUGAGAAAAAAAAAUCCAGAAAAUCACAUUGUAGGAUUUUUAAUGAAUUUAUUUGCAAAUUAUGGUGGAAAAUAAGUAUUUGGUCAAUAACAAAAGUUUCUCAAUACUUUGUUAUAUACCCUUUGUUGGCAAUGACACAGGUCAAACGUUUUCUGUAAGUCUUCACAAGGUUUUCAGACACUGUUGCUGGUAUUUUGGCCCAUUCCUCCAUGUAGAUCUCCUCUAGAGCAGUGAUGUUUUGGGGCUGUCGCUGGGCAACAGAGACUUUCAACUCCCUCCAAAGAUUUUCUAUGGGGUUGAGAUCUGGAGACUGGCUAGGCCACUCCAGGACCUUGAAAUGCUUCUUACGAAGCCACUCCUUCAUUGCCCGGGCGGUGUGUUUGGGAUCAUUGUCAUGCUGAAAGACCCAGCCACGUUUCAUCUUCAAUGCCCUUGCUGAUGGAAGGAGGUUUUCACUCAAAAUCUCACGAUACAUGGCCCCAUUCAUUCUUUCCUUUACACGGAUCAGUCGUCCUGAUCCCUUUGCAGAAAAACAGCCCCAAAGCAUGAUGUUUUCACCCCCAUGCUUCACAGUAGGUAUGGUGUUCUUUGGAUGCAACUCAGCAUUCUUUGUCCUCCAAACACGACGAGUUGAGUUUUUACCAAAAAGUUAUAUUUUGGUUUCAUCUGACCAUAUGACAUUCUCCCAAUCCUCUUCUGGAUCAUCCACAUGCACUCUAGCAAACUUCAGACAGGCCUGGACAUGUACUGGCUUAAGCAGGGGGACACGUCUUGCACUGCAGGAUUUGAGUCCCUGGCGGCGUAGUGUGUUACUGAUGGUAGGCUUUGUUACUUUGGUCCCAGCUCUCUGCAGGUCAUUCACUAGGUCCCCCCGUGUGGUUCUGGGAUUUUUGCUCACCGUUCUUGUGAUCAUUUUGACCCCACGGGGUGAGAUCUUGCGUGGAGCCCCAGAUCGAGGGAGAUUAUCAGUGGUCUUGUAUGUCUUCCAUUUCCUAAUAAUUGCUCCCACAGUUGAUUUCUUCAAACCAAGCUGCUUACCUAUUGCAGAUUCAGUCUUCCCAGCCUGGUGCAGGUCUACAAUUUUGUUUCUGGUGUCCUUUGACAGCUCUUUGGUCUUGGCCAUAGUGGAGUUUGGAGUGUGACUGUUUGAGGUUGUGGACAGGUGUCUUUUAUACUGACAACAAGUUCAAACAGGUGCCAUUAAUACAGGUAACGAGUGGAGGACAGAGGAGCCUCUUAAAGAAGAAGUUACAGGUCUGUGAGAGCCAGAAAUAUUGCUUGUUUGUAGGUGACCAAAUACUUUUUUUUCCUCAAUUUGUCUGUCAUAGUUGACAUGUACCUAUGAAGAAAAUUACAGGCCUCUCAUCUUUUUAAGUGGGAGAACUUGCACAAUUGGUGGCUGACUAAAUACUUUUUUUCCCCACUGUAUACAGUUAAUAAAGUGUAAGUAAAUGUAUUCAACAUUCCGUCUUGGGGCAUUCAGUCUUAGGGCGUUCAAGUUAAGUCACGCUGAAAUGACAAUCUGUUUUAGCGGCGCGUGUCUGACAUUGAAGAUAUAUCCAGAGUCGGAACACAGUUCUUAUUAAAUCGGCAUCCCUCACGUUACCUGUGCACAAGAAAGUUUUAAAAUCAAACAUGUAUGUCAAUGUUUGCGCGCACACACUCCGUUCUACUUCCUGUCUGUUGCAGCACGGCGCCUGUAUUGCGAGGCUGAUUAGUUAGGACAAACAGGUGUGCGCAAAGCAAUAACACAACAUGGAAUCCAUGUUUGAUUUGGAGGGGAGGGGGGGUAGCUUGGGAAGUGCUAUACUGCUAGACCCCUGGGCUAAACUCAUCCUCCUAAAACAUGUUAUAAUUACAGUGGUCUGGAGAUAUUUAAAGAUUAUUUUGUAGGUUGUCUCCCUUAUACACUGAACAGAAAUAUAAACGCAGCAUGUAAAGUGUUGGUCCCAUGUUUCAUGAGCUGAAAUAAAAGGUCCCAGAAAUGUUCUAUACACACAAAAAGCUUAUUGAUCUUAAAUGUUGUGCACACAUUUGUUUACAUCCCUGUUAGUGAGCAUUUCCCCUUUGCCAAGAUAAUCCAUUACCUGGUUAAACAGCAUGAUCAUUACACAGGUUCACCUUGCGAUGGGGACAAUAAAAGGCCACUCUAAAAUGUGGAGUUUUGUCACACAACACAAUGCCACAGAUGUCUCAUGUUUUGAGGGAGUGUGCAAUUGGCAUGCUGAAUGCAGGAAUGUCCACUAGAGCUGUUGCCAGAUAAUUGAAUGUUAAUUUCUCUACCAUAAGCCGCCUCCAAUGUCGUUUUAGAGAAUUUGGCAGUAUGUCCAACCGGCCUCACAACUGCAGACCACGUGUAUGGCGUUGUGUGGGCUAGCGGUUUGCUGAUAACAACGUUGUGAACAGAGUGCCCCAUGGUGGCGGUGGGGUUAUGGUAUGGGCAGGCAUAAGCUACGGACAACAAACACAAUUGCAUUUUAUUGAUGACAAUUUGAAUGCACAGAGAUACUGUGACGAUCCUGAGGCCCAUUGUCGUGUCCUCUGUAGCUCAGCUGGUAGAGCACGGCACUUGUAACGCCAAGGUAGUGGGUUCGAUCCCCGGGACCACACGUACACAAAAAAAUGUAGGCACGCAUGACUGUAAGUCGCUUUGGAUAAAAGCGUCUGCUAAAUGGCAUAUUAUUAUUAUUAUUAUUAUUAUUAUUAUUCAUCCGCCGCCAUCACCAAUUGUUUCAGCAUGAUAAUGCACGGCCCAAUGUCGCAAGGAUCUGUACACAAUUCCUGGAAGCUGAAAAUGUCCUUGUUCUUACAUGGCCUGCAUACUCACCAGACAUGUCACCCAUUGAGCAUGUUUGGGAUGCUCUGCAUCGACGUGUAAGACAGCGCGUUCCAGUUCCCGCCAAUAUCCAGGAACUUCGCACAGCCAUUGAAGAGGAGUGGGACAACAUUCCACAGGCCACAAUCAACACCCUGAUCAACUCUGCAUGAGGCAAAUGGUGGUCACACCAGAUACUGACUGGUUAUCUGAUUCAUGCAUCUACCUUUUCUUAAAGGCAUCUGUGACCAACAGAUGCAUAUCUGUAUUCCCAGUCAUGUGAAAUCCAUAGAUUAGGGCAUAAUGAAUUUAUUUCAAUUGACUGAUUUCCUUAUAUGAACUGUUAUGUUUAUAUUUUUGUUCAGUAUAAUUCACAAUUCACUUUACAUGUUAUUAAAUACAAUGAUAGAAAAACAUCAAUUUCUCAGAAUGCAUUAGAUCAAACACUCCAGAAUGGAAGGGAACAUUUCAUGACAAAAAUACAAACAAAAUACUGUUUGACAUCAUUGAGUUAUAAUCAAACUAACAUUUAAAAUGGUAUCUGUAUUCUUCAGUAAGAGGUGGCAGAUGAUUUUGGCAAAGGAUUUGUCAAAGGAUUGAGACUCAUAUAUUCAAGUCUCAGUUCAAUUUCUUUGAAUUAAAUUCUACUUCCUUUAUUUCAAAUUCUGCUUCCUGUGGGGUGUGACAAAUUCCAAUUUCAAUGAAUGUGUUGAAUAUAAUUUUAAUUCCGAAUUGACCUCAGUCCUGUUAUGAAUAGAUCUUUCCUGAUAGAUCAAAAAUAAGUUGAUGCUAGAUAAUAAAUAAUGCCAAAAAAAAGCAUUUGUGCAAAACAUUUCCAGAAUUAAUCAAUUUUCCGUGUAGUGGAAAAAAGUAAAACGCCUUUAUUGUUUACGGUUUAUGCAUAUCAAGAAUAAAAAAGAAAACACCAUCAGGGUGACCACCAGAUCUUUCUUGAUGUUUGGAUUCUGAUGUUUCUACUACAUGGACUUAGCAGUAGAAAAUCCUGGUUCUUACAUGAACUAUUAAGGGGUAAAUAAAAACUAACCUUGGAUCACUAUCCAGGGGCAACUUCAUUACACAUACUAAAAUGGUCCUUUUAGUAUUACAUUUACAUAAUUUAGCAGACGCUCUUAUCCAGAGCGACUUACAAAUUGGUGCAUUCAACUUAUGAUAGCCAGUGGGACAACCACCUUUUCUUUUUUUGUGUGGGAAGAAGGAUUACUUUAUACUAUUCCAGGUAUUCCUUAAAGAGGUAGGUAGUAUGUGGUCUUUUGUAGCUCAGUUGGUAGAGCAUGGCGCUUGUAACGCCAGGGUAUUGGGUUCGAUUCCUGGGACCACGCAUACGUAAAUUGUAGGCACGUAUGACUAAGUCGCUUUGGAUAAAAGCGUCUGCUAAAUGGCAUAUAUUCUAUUAAAAUAUUCUCUAUUUUCCUCCAGGAUACCCCUGCCAAGCGGAAGAAACAAAACAAGAUGCGAGCAUUGGAGCUGAUGAUUAGCGCUUCCCUAGAAAAUGAAGAGGCCCAUCCUCUGAGAUUGAGAGUGAGGUCUUUAACGAACCAACGACGCUAUCCCAACAAUGAGGAGGUAUGUAGCCAUAACAAAACAUAGAGACCGGCAAAAUAAUCAUAAGGAGGAAGUCAAGAAAACCAUGGCCCCCGAUUAAUAUGACUGUAAGUCGCUUUGGAUAAAAGCGUCUGCUAAAUGGCAUAUUAUUAUUAUUAUUUAAUACAAUGGAUUUGUGCCAUUGACACCCAUUCCAAAUAGGCUAGAUAUAAAGUGUCUACUUACUUGUAUGCUUCAUAAUAUUUGUUGUGUUCUUAUAGGCCUAUAGUGUUGUCUAGAAUGUCACGGCUAUAUUCGUGUCAUCUCCGUCAACCACCUGCAUGAAAAUGUUGUUAUCCUUUCAGAUGCAUCAAUUGCUACCUAUCAUGCUAGCAGUCAUUGAGAUGGACUUGUAGCAUAGCUAGUCAGAAAACAGCCAAUCAUUGCUGAAUGAGUAAUUAUGAGUAAAAUGCAGUUGACAGAAUGCAACCAAAUACAGUGCCCUCUGUAAGUAUUGGGACAGUGAAGCAUUGUAUCUUCUUUUGGCUCUACUCCACAAGUUUGAAUUUGAAAUCAAACUAUUUUCAUCCAUAUCGGGUGAACCGUUUAGAAAUUACAGCACUUUCUGUACAUAGUACCCCCAUUUUAGGGGACCAAAAGUAUUGGGACAAAUUCCCUUAUGUCUAUUAAAGUAGUAAAAAUGUAAGUAUUUGGUCCCACAUUCAGAGCUCGCAAUGACUACAUCAAGCUUUGUUGGAUGCAUUUGCUGUUUGUUUUGGUUGCGUUUCAGAUUAUUUUGUGUCCAAUAGAAAUGAAUGGUAAAUAAUGUAUAAUAAUUUUGGAGUCACUUUUAUUGUAAAUAAGAAUAUAAUAUGUUUCUAAACACUUCUCCAUUAAUGUGGAUCCUACCAUGAUUAUGGAUAAUCCUGAAUGAAUCGUGAAUAAUUAUGUGAGAAAGUUAGAGAUGCACAAAUAUCAUACCCCCAUGCUAGCCUCCCGUUAUUGUAAUGGUGAGAGGUUAGCAUUUCUUGGGGGUAUGAUGUAUUUGUGCGUCUUUAACUUUCUCACUUAUCAUUAUUCAUGAUUCAUUCAGGAUUAUCCGUAGUCGUGGUAGGAUCUACAUUAAUGGAGAAGUAUUUAGAAACAUAUUCUACUCUUAUUUACAAUAAAAGUGACUCCAAAAUGACACAAUACAUUAUUUACCAUUCAUUUCUAUUGGACACAAAAUAAUCUGAAACGCAACCAAAACAAACAGCAAAUGCAUCCAACAAAUUUGGAGUCACAAGCUUGAUGUGGUCAUUGCGUACUAGGAAUAUGGGACCAAAUACUUAAUUUAUUAUAACUUUUUAAUACACAAGUGAAUUUGUUUUGGUCCCCUAAAAUGGGGGGGACUAUGUACAGAACGUGCUGUCAUUUCUAAACGGUUCAGCGGAUAUGGAUAAAAAUAAUUUACAGCUGACAGUAUGCACUUUAACCUCAUAGCCAUUGUUUGAUUUAAAAUCCAAACUUUUGGAGUAUAGAGCCAAAAGGAGAAAAAAUGCUUCACUGUCCCAAUAAUUACGAAGGGCACUGUACAUCUAUCGUGACAUUCAGAUGAACAGAGCAAGCCCAUGAUAACACCAAGGUAGUGUGAAAUGCACACAUAAGCGAUACGUAAAUGAAGGCUACGUUUGAUGGGCAGUCUUGAUGAUGCAAGCAGAUCAAACACAUGUUGUUUCUUUAUAGCUGAAGUGGAUAGAUAUUCAUUGAUAUUUCCUCAUGUCUCCUGUUAGGUGGUCCCUAAUGAUAAACAACAUAAUCCAACCAUUCAGAGACCAGUUCACUCACUAAGGACACAGGAGCAAGACAUAGCAGCCACAGGCUUCCAGCGCUUCCUCAAUGUCCUCAACGAAGGGGUGGACAUCAACAAGCUCUCAAAGAUCGUCAACGAUGUAAAUGAGUUACCCGUUGUGGGCGAGGAGCUACCACAAGUUUGGCCCACACUGCUCGAGGGUAAUGUUGACUCCAGCAGUAGAUCCAAGUCUUCUCCGGUUGAGGAGACGAAGGUGGUGAGGCUUGAGGAUGAGCAGCGGUACGAGCGGAUGCAGACCCUGCUGGAGAUCGUUGGGCUGGACCUGGGGGUUGAGGAGUUGGGUCGGCUGACAGACAGGACCAAUGAUAGGCUGUACGGGAAGAUGGGAGACUUGAAAAGGAAGGAGAAUGGAGAGGAGAGAGAGCCCUCAUUUAAACAUCUCAGUACUUCCUCAUUACCAUCAGACAGCGCCAGCCCUAGCCCCCUUCUAAACCAGCACUCAAACAUGACCGUUGAAUACAGUAGCUCUAGUAACAGGGUAUGGGACAUAGAGAGACACAGGGACAGAUCUGAGAGAGACUGGCACAGACACUCUAGUACCAGAGACCGGGACAGAGAGAGGGAGGAGGAUAUAGUCAGAGAAAGGGACAAAUCUGAAAGAGAUGGAGAGAGAGAUGGGCACAGACACUCUAGUACCAGAGAGAGAGACAAGGACCUACCAGUAGUCAGAGAAAUGAAGAGAUCAGAAAGAAAUGGAGAGAAAGGCAGAUACAGAUCUGAGAGAGACAGGGACAGAUACAGAUCUGAGAGACACAGGGACAGAGACCCAGAGAAAUACCGGGACAGAUCUGAGAGAGACAGGGACAGAUACAGAUCUGAGAGAGACAGGUGGCUGCAAAGGGACAAACGUUCUAGGACCAGAGACUGGGACAGCGAGAGCAACUGGGAUAGCAACUCUAGUACUAGAGACAGGGACAUAGAGAGAUCUGAGAGGAAUAGGUAUGGGGAUGAGUCCAGGGAAAGCUCCAUUGAGCUCAACUCAUACUCCAUGAACCCUAUAAACCCUGUUUCUCAUCCUCCUCAUGCAUCUAUGAUGGCAACCUACUCCACAACCCAGUACUCUCAGUAUAUGGCAUACCAGAGCAGCCCCUACACCAUCGCCUUCCCUCCAGGGUGGGGUUAUCCCCCUGGUACCAUGCUUCCUGGUAUUAUGCCCCCUGGUACCAUGCCACCUGGAUUCAUGCCACCUGGAUUCAUGCCACCUGGAUUCAUGCCCUCUGGUGCCAUACCGCCUGGUAAAAUGUCCCUCCUACCUAGCCCAUAUUACUCUAAUAGCAUAGCAGCCUUAAACCAGACAUACGCAUACACCCAGCCUGCUAGCAACCUCCAGCUAACAUCUACCCAGCCUGCUAGCAACCUCCAGCUCUCAUCUACCCAGCCUGCCAGCAACCUCCAGCUCACAUCUACCCAGCCUGCCAGCAACCUCCAGCUCACAUCUACCCAGCCUGCUAGCAACCUCCAGCUCUCAUCUACCCAGCCUGCCAGCAACCUCCAGCUCACAUCUACCCAGCCUGCUAGCAACCUCCAGCUCACAUCUACCCAGCCUGCUAGCAACCUCCAGCUCACAUCUACCCAGCCUGCUAGCAACCUCCAGCUCACAUCUACCCAGCCUGCCAGCAACCUCCAGCUCACAUCUACCCAGCCUGCUAGCAACCUCCAGCUCUCAUCUACCCAGCCUGCCAGCAACCUCCAGCUCUCAUCUACCCAGCCUGCUAGCAACCUCCAGCUCACAUCUACCCAGCCUGCUAGCAACCUCCAGCUCACAUCUACCCAGCCUGCCAGCAACCUCCAGCUCUCAUCUACCCAGCCUGCCAGCAACCUCCAGCUCUCAUCUACCCAGCCUGCUAGCAACCUCCAGCUCUCAUCUACCCAGCCUGCUAGCAACCUCCAGCUCUCAUCUACCCAGCCUGUCAGCAACCUCCAGCUCUCAUCUACCCAGCCUGCUAGCAACCUCCAGCUCUCAUCUACCCAGCCUGCUAGCAACCUCCAGCUCUCAUCUACACAGCCUGCUAGCAACCUCCAGCUCUCAUCUACCCAGCCUGCCAGCAACCUCCAGCUCUCAUCUACCCAGCCUGCCAGCAACCUCCAGCUCUCAUCUACCCAGCCUGCCAGCAACCUCCAGCUCUCAUCUACCCAGCCUGCCAGCAACCUCCAGCUCUCAUCUACCCAGCCUGCCAGCAACCUCCAGCUCUCAUCUACCCAGCCUGCCAGCAACCUCCAGCUCUCAUCUACCCAGCCUGCCAGCAACCUCCAGCUCUCAUCUACCCAGCCUGCUAGCAACCUCCAGCUCUCAUCUACCCAGCCUGCCAGUAACCUCCAGCUCUCAUCUACCCAGCCUGCCAGUAACCUCCAGCUCUCAUCUACCCAGCCUGCUAGCAACCUCCAGCUCUCAUCUACCCAGCCUGCUAGCAUCCUCCAGCUCUCAUCUACCCAGCCUGCCAGCACUGCAGCAGUCUUGCCCCUCCUACUUAACCCCCCAAUUUGUCACAAGAAACUAGCUCCCUGGUAUACAGAAAAUACCCGAGCCCUGAAGCAAGUUUGCAGAAAAUUAGAACGGAAAUGGUGCUCCACCAAAUUGGAAGUCUUCCGACUAGCUUGGAAAGACAGUACCAUGCAAUAUCGAAAAGCCCUCACUGCUGCUCGAUCAGCCUACUUGUCCAACCUGACUGAGGAGAAUAAAAACAAUCCAGAAUGUAUUUCUGAUGCUGUCGAAAAGCUAACUAAAAAGCAGCAUUCCCCAAGUGAGGAUGGCCUUCACUUCACUUCAGCAGUGAUGAAUUCAUGAAGUUCUAUGAUGCUUGGCACUCCUAUGUUGAAAAUAAUAAAUGGCUCCCUAUCCUCCGGAUGUGUACCAAACUCACUAAAAGUGGCAGUAAUAAAGUCUCUCCUGAAAAAGCCAAACCUUGAUCCGGAAAAUCUAAAAUAUCGAAUAUCCCAUUCCUCUCAAAUGUUUUAGGAGAAAGUCCCCCUCUGAACCAUGGUCCAUGAAGAAAUCAAAGGGGGGAAACCAAUAUAUUCUUCACAGGUAUAUUCAUGAAGAGUUAUCACAGUCAUCUAAGGAAGUGUCAAUAUAAGUUGAAACGGCUUGUGAAGAGGAGGAAUAAGGCUCACCAGCACAAAAGAAAGCGAUUGCUUGCAGAAGCAGCAGGGAAAGUGGCCCCUCAGGUGGCUGUAAAGGAUUUCCCCUUUGAACCGGAGCCCAAGACCCAGAAGGAGUAG